This is a messenger RNA of Parastagonospora nodorum SN15, 3054 nucleotides long. RefSeq lists its product as hypothetical. NCBI's taxonomy places the organism in Eukaryota, Fungi, Ascomycota, Dothideomycetes, Pleosporales, Phaeosphaeriaceae. The transcript has 5 exons. The coding region runs from base 1 to 3054 and encodes 1017 amino acids. Gene Ontology annotation, molecular function: DNA binding; ubiquitin binding; ATP hydrolysis activity. Gene Ontology annotation, biological process: DNA replication; ubiquitin-dependent protein catabolic process. The record is from RefSeq and is a predicted model, not a curated record. Gene Ontology annotation, cellular component: nucleus.
AUGAUACUCCGGUUUGUCAGUAAGGAGGGACAGUUCCGCCUCACUGUCCAGCCCGAUUCGACGUUCCCAGAGCUACUUGCCCAGAUCGCGGAGAAGCUGCCAAAGAGUGUGGACCUUCAGAGCGUCACAGUUAGCAACCGCCCCCAGGGAGGUGAUGCGAGGAAGAUAUCAGAGCUGAAGGGCGUCUCCUUCAAGCAAGUUGGGCUAUCACACGGCGCACAGCUCUUUCUCGGGUUCGAAGAUCAGUCGACCGCAUCGAACGGCCAUGCAACUGCCCCCACCGGCGCCAAUCGCCUAAAUGGCAAAGUCGUCGAAGCCUCCGAUAUGCCCUCCGUGCCCCUCGGUUCGCCCACACAAGUCAUCAAGAAUCCCUGGGAGGUAGUCAGGCAGUCGCCGCUCGACGAUAAGCUGGACAGACAAGAUGGCAAGAUCCACAGGAAGCGAGAUGCAAGGAUGUGCACGCAUGGUCCCAAAGGCAUGUGCGACUACUGUAUGCCACUGGAGCCAUACGCAGCAGCGUACCUGGCCGAGAAGAAGAUCAAGCACCUGUCGUUCCACUCAUACCUUCGAAAAGUCAACUCUGCAAAGAACCGACCGGAGCUCGGAAGCUCGUACAUCCCACCGCUCACCGAACCGUACUACCGCGUACGCCCAGACUGUCCGUCCGGCCACAAGCCAUUCCCGGCGGGUAUCUGCACAAAAUGUCAGCCCGGUGCCAUCUCGCUGAAGCCUCAAGAGUACCGCAUGGUGGAUCACGUCGAGUUUGCUUCGAUCCAGGUUGUCGACGAUUUGAUUAACUUUUGGAGAAACACGGGAUGUCAGAGGUUAGGGUUCUUGUACGGCAGGUAUGAGGAGUACACCGAGGUACCUCUAGGCACGAAGGCCGUCGUGGAGACCAUCUAUGAGCCGCCGCAGGUCAACGAGCUGGACGGCAUCUCAUUAGGCGAUUGGGACAACGAGAAGGAGAUUGAUGAGAUUGCUGCACAGUGCGGGCUUCAGCGGGUUGGUGUUAUUUUCACAGACCUGCUGGAUGCGGACAAGGGCGAUGGCUCUGUCAUCUGCAAACGACACAUCGACUCGUACUAUCUGUCGUCUCUGGAGAUUGCGUUCGCCGCCAGGUAUCAAGCCAAGUACCCUCGACCUACCAAGUGGAGCGAGACUGGCAAAUUCGGGUCCAAUUUUGUCACCUGCGUAAUCAGUGGUGACGACCAGGGACAGAUUGGUAUCUCCUCAUACCAAGCUUCGAACGAUGCCGUGGAGAUGGUGCGAGCCGACAUCAUCGAGCCCUCAGCUGAGCCUUCAGUUAUGCUGGUCCAGUCAGAAGACGACAACGAGGCUCUCAACCGAGCAAGGUACAUUCCCGAGGUCUUUUACAGGAGAAUAAACGAACACGGUGCGAACGUUCAGGAGAACGCAAAGCCUGACUUCCCAGUGGAGUAUCUGUUCGUCACCCUUACUCAUGGUUUCCCGACACAGCCAAACCCGCUCUUCACCGGUGGCAAGUUCCCGAUCGAGAACCGUGAGAUUAUGGGCGAGAUGCCCGACGUGUCAGCUCUGGGCAAGUCACUCAACGCGAAGGCAAAUGGUCUCGCACUCAACACUACAAGCGGCCUCAACGCCAUCUCUAACUUCCACAUGCUGUGCUUCAUCCACAAUCUCGGUAUCCUCUCGAAGGACGAAGAGUCACUCCUCUUCAAGGUCGCUUCAACGCAUGAUACGUCAGAGGGCUCGGCACUCCAGCACACUGGAGGAUGGGCGACCCUUCUAACAAUCCUCAAAGAAAGUGAAUUCCUGCAGCUAUGCUUUGCCGUAGGUUCCACGACUAUCGAGCGACACCGGAUGAGACACGAUGGUGAUGGAGCAGAGGAUGCAUUAAGGAUUUGCGAUGCUGUUAAAGGUGCAGCCAUGCUGGGACUCCGGCAACCGAAAUGCGAGCCUUUGAGCACACUAUCAGAAGUCACAGCCCAAGACAACACCAUCCAAAUCCUCUCACGAACCCUCCAAUCCUCCAAUCUCCCGCAUAUGCUCUUCUACGGCCCCCCAGGCACCGGCAAAACCUCGACCAUCCUCGCCCUCGCAAAACAGCUCUACGGGCCCGAACUCAUGAAGUCGCGCGUCCUCGAGCUCAACGCCUCCGACGAGCGCGGCAUCAGCAUUGUCCGACAAAAGGUGAAGGACUUUGCGCGCCAACAACUCAGCGUCGCGCCGACCUACAACGUCAUGACCGAAGACAAAGACGGCGGCGAGGCAAAGAUGGUGCGCUACCGGGACAAAUACUCAUGUCCGCCAUUCAAGAUUAUUGUGUUGGAUGAGGCAGACAGCAUGACACAAGACGCACAAUCCGCCCUCCGCCGCACCAUGGAAACCUACAGCCGCAUGACGCGCUUCUGUCUUGUGUGCAACUACGUCACGCGCAUCAUCGACCCGCUCGCCUCGCGCUGCAGUAAAUUCCGCUUCAAGAGCCUCGACCAGGGGAAUGCCGUGCGACGUGUAGAUGAUAUCGCAAAGCUGGAGGACGUGAAGCUCGACGCCGGGGUCAGCGAGGAACUAGUCCGUGUCGCGGAUGGGGAUUUAAGGAAAGCGAUUACCUUCUUACAAUCUGCGGCACGGCUGGUGGGCGCGACGCAGACAGCAGGCAGGAAGAAGAAAGUCGUCGUGGACGACGAGGAUGAAAUGGACAUUGACCCCCCCUCCGCGCCUUCAAAAACCACAAUCUCCCUCGAGCAAAUCGCCGAAAUCGCAGGCGUCAUUCCCGCACCCACACUCGCCUCCUUCUCGGAUGCGCUGUUCCCCAAAUCCGCGGCGAAAAGUAUACGGUAUAAUGAGAUCGCAAAGGUCGUGGAGAAUAUGAUUGCCGAGGGGUGGAGUGCGAGUCAGACGGUCAGUCAGUUGUAUGAGCAGGUCAUGUUUGAUGAGAGGGUGGAGGAUAUUAAGAAGGUGAGGUUGGCGGGGGUUUUUAGUGAGACGGAUAAGAGGCUGGUGGAUGGUGGGGAUGAGCAUCUUGCUGUGCUGGAUUUGGGCGUCAGGGUCGCGGGUGUGCUGUGUAUGGGAUGA